AUGCCAUGGGUCCACGCAAGCGAGGCAACACAUUCCCUCCCUUCCCUUCUGCUCCCCCCUCUUCCUCCUGCAGGCAUUGUGACGGACAGCACCACACCACACGGCAUUACCUCCACCGCCCAUCUUGAGCCAAUGUCAUGGGGCUGCGCAAUCAUUCCGUUCCGUUCUCUCUCCUCCUGCAGGAUCGUGACGGAUGGCACCACUCGGCACUACUUCCACCGCCCGUCGCGUGCCUAUGCCAUGGGGCUGCGCAAGAGACGAAAGGUCUUCUCAGAUCGCCCCUCCCCUGCCGCUGCCACUUUGCCGCACCGGCACUGUGGGGGGGGCGGAUGCGGGUGGAGGACGGGAGGAGUGCGGAUCGGUUGGAAGAAGAUUCUGGUGCUGUAUGAGACGCGGGCGCAGAGGGGCAAGAAGCGGGGGCGGACGAGCGGAGCAGCCCUGCAGGGGGCAGCGGGGAAGGACAGGAAGACGAAUUGGAUCAUGCACCAGUACCAUGUGGGGGAGCAGGGCGAGGAGAAGGAGGGCGAAUGGGUGGUGUCGAAAGUCUUUUACCAGAUUCAGCAGAGGCAGAGUUCAGGCGAGAGCAGGACAGGGAGGGGUCACUGCCCCCUUGUUUGA
Messenger RNA from Closterium sp. NIES-65, 618 nucleotides. Lineage: Eukaryota; Viridiplantae; Streptophyta; Zygnematophyceae; Desmidiales; Closteriaceae. The record is from the annotation of a GenBank genome assembly.